AUGGACCAGAUGACAGAUUCACCCGCAACGUCUCGCGGGUACAUGUCGUCAAAUGAGCCCAGAAGGGCAGUCACCUAUCGAGCAUCCUGUGACGCAUGUCAGGACGGCAAGGUCAAGUGCAGCCAGGGUAAACCGACAUGCAGAAGAUGCGCCAAGAAGGGCGUCCGUUGCGUCUACAGCCCAUGGAGGCGUAUUGGCAGGCCCAGGAAAGCACAACUGGCGUCGAGGGAGUCAACACGCCAUGAUGAGGAGCAGCCGGAGUCUUGCAUAGCAGGACUGACGCCUUGCGGCAGUCUCGCAGAAGGCCAACAUGAGAUUGUUGCCGACGCGCUGUCAGGUCUCAGUCAAAGCCAUGCUGCGGCCAACUCUACAGCUGCACUACAGAAUGAGCCGGAUAGCUCCAGCUCUGGAAGAACAGGCACUGAUCUGGGUAGUGUUGCUACCCAGACGCCCGGCGCGUUGUCGUCCAUUCAUGUAUUACCAGGCGCCAAUGGGGGAUACCCACACCCUGCGGCGAUUCCAUGGAACGGGGGACAAGAGAACGACCCGGGAUGGGAUGACAUUGCAAGGAAUAUGCACCCCCACGAGACAGGCCCGAGAAUAACACCAGAGGCGUUUGCAAGUGGCCCGACUGAGCCAAUUACACCCGACGCCGGGCCGGACUGCUGCGUCGCCAUCCUGACCCGGACCGCGAAGCUGGAACAGGCAUUGGCCGUAGAAUCAUCUGCGCCGCCGAUUCACUUCAUCCUCGAGGCCGAGCGCGACACCCGCGCCCUCAAGAACAGCCUCUUUUCCUGCCGGGGCCAUGUCCGCCGUGGGCUAGCCAACGACAAUAACAACGCCGACGACGCCCAAAACUGUCUCUCGUCAAGCCGCCCCGUUCUGCAUUACCUGUCUCUACUCAUAGACCGGAUCGUUGGCCUGCUCGAGGCGUCCUUCCGCCUCGCAGCCGACGCGGGAACGGCCAUGCAGGACGCCUCCUGGUCCGGCAGCGAGAUCCCCCCCCACGUCGGCGAGGCGUCUCGAUCGCUGCUUCCGUGGCCUGUUGGAGGGGCCAUGCGUGUUCCCCCUGCCGGCCGGGAACCUGGAGCUGCGCUUGGGGGGUUACGUAGUGGAUAA
Molecule: messenger RNA, 1119 nt
Organism: Anthostomella pinea
Lineage: Eukaryota; Fungi; Ascomycota; Sordariomycetes; Xylariales; Xylariaceae
Source: the annotation of a GenBank genome assembly